GGAAAGUUGCCUGCCGGGACAUGCCAGAACUACACCCGCUUCACCACUAUCGUAUAUAUCGAGUUGUGGAGCUCUUACAUGGGAAUAGGGAUGGUGCGUUUCUCUCCAGUGGUUAUGAUGGUAGCUGCGCAGAGAGUGCAUGGCCGCUGUUGGUUGGGCAAUUCGUCACAAAGCGGGUUGCCGAGGCGACAUAUCCUCAAAACGGACUAUCUCAGUCUCCGGCAGCUAUUUGCUUCUGUGACAGUACUGGUGCGGUCCCCUGCGAACUGGUGUCCUUUGAUAUGUCCUGGCUCGGACGUGAUUGUUGUUUAAAAGGCUGGAACGUCGUUCCGAUAUUUUCAGCGCCCAAAACGGUGAAUGAACGUCCAGACAGGGAUGAGCUAGUUCCUCUCAGUAAUGCAGUGGAUUGCACAUACUCGUCUUCUUAUUUGGAGGUUACGACAAAGCCGUACUUGCUUCCUGCGAAUCACUUUUUGACAACGUGCUGGUCAUAUUCAUUUACAAGCAUCGAAUGUGAUAUUUUAGCCGAAGCUUCAAAUGCAGAAGGGAUUUUCGUCAGUGAAAAUCCAUCAAGGUCGGUCGAUGAGAAUGGAGGAAGAGAGAAGACUGGUCACAAGCCAGAUGUUCAGGACGCUGCGGAGCCAGAUUACAAUCGAACUAAAUCCAACAUCGUGUCUGUCGAGGGGGUGGUUCGCGCUCGCAGCGUAUUGAAUAUUGGAGAUCGUCAAACAUCCUUUUUUGUGGAACUGACCUGUGAUAGACUACUGAAUGCUAUGGGAAAACAGCUGACACUAUUGGAGACUGGAGAGGAAACACAAAUCCCAGCUGAUCUGCAAGCGAUCGUUACUGUUUUCGUACUUUACAGAGAGCCCAAGGAAUCUUUGAAGGACAUAUUACCCUAUUACGAGAGCACUCGGAUUGGCUGUCGGUAUCUGCUGGUCGGAUUACAAGCGGCGGCCGUCAAGUUCGAUCAGGCAAACGGAACAUCUCGGAAAAAGAAGAUCCUUUUGUUUUCGUUAUCCAGCUCGAAGAUGAUAUUUCUGGACUCAUUUACCUCUUCUCGACCCACAUCCCCGCAAAAGUACCCAUUUCGUCCCUUCCCUCUAUCUCCAUCUUCAGUUCCACGUGCCAGCGUGCAACCAGCCUGUUCAGAGUUUUCUCCCAGCAUAUGUCAGACAUACCUUCUCUCGUACGUGGGCCACAUCGCAAGGAUUCUUGAUGUAGGUGCCGGGAUAUAUGAGCUCGACGGGAAGAAUCUGCUCUACACUACCUUCUACUAUCUACCUGGUUCGGGAAGAGGUUUUCGGGUCGGAGCGCAGAUUGAACUUCACAACGUACACAUGGUUGUCGGUAAUGUCCAUCUGCCGCGCUUGCCGUACGACUCAGAUACGGGUCAACCAAAGCAAGCGAUCUUUCUUGCCUGUCCGUGCUCGACGCUGACCAUCCGUGCUUUCUCUACGAGCAAUAUCCCAUGCUUCGUGUGUCCCAUUAAACAGCGUACAGAUAUUUUGGAGAAAUUGCGAGGCUUCAAUGUCCCUGACAUGCUUCUUUUUAAGAAAUUACAGAAGCACUUGCGGAGUUUAACUUUCGCGGGAGCUAUAGACAGUCUCGAGGGGAUAGUAGGUGACUUGCAGUGGAGCAGGGCCCAAGUGAUCAAUCUGCUGAUGCAAUUCGGAUAUACCCCAUUUGAACCCAGUCUUCAAAAUAUUCUGCUGAAUCAUGGCGACAACUGUAGGCUGGCGAACUGGCGAUAUCCGAUUCCGGACGUCGUAUCCAUUGCGCAUCUCCGCGAGGCUCCAGAGGUGGUAGAAUUUGUUGCGAAGACAUCUUAUCAAAGAACUAUGGGAUGGGGCUAUAGACGAUUUGAUCAAGUUGAGCUGAAGAUGGAACGUUCUUGGCUGAUUGGUUGGUUAGUCGGAGAUGACACCGGGAACCUUCAGCUUCGCGAUCGGUCCGGGAAGAUACUAGUGGUGGUGGACUCGGGUAACCGUAUCAUCGAUGUGGACGAUCUGGGACAACUUUGGGCCAUCAAAAACUUCCAUCUAGUCGUGGAAACCUUCGGCCCUUCCACGCCAGUCAAGGUCUACUUGAACAUUUGUCUCUCCACCGCUCACUGUAUUGGACAGCCAAGUUCUCAUGGUGCGACUUCACCCCGUGAAACGUUCGCGCCGACGGAUAUGCUCUUUGUCUGGCAUCAUUCUCCCCUGCCCACAGCUCACAUAAGUACUGACGGAGGCGUGGUACCUACGGUGGUAAUCCAGGGAGCUUCGUUUCAGGUGGCCAUGGAUCGACUGAAAUGCUGCCGCACAACCUAUGUCGAAUUUUCUAAUUGUGGGUCAGUGAUUACCAAGGCACUCAGCCCCGAUCAAGUGUAUCUCAUUCGUGACGCUGAAAAUGUUGAUCAGGACCAAGAAAAUGUGGGCGCCACUUUCAAUACUCCGCUAUACCUUCGAUUUGCGAAAGGAACACGUCUAAAGAAGGCAGUUGUAGGAAACGCAACCACCUGUCAUGCAGACACAGCUAGUGAUGGUGUUCAUCCGUCAUUUUCGCUCCCUGAUAGUGAUAUCGAGCAACUAAACAGGGCACGAUACAGUGAGACAUAUAGAAGCGUGGGUGCGUUAGUGAGCCGUCACCUAGAUAUGCACGGCGAUCCAGAUGACCUUUGUGACUAUUUGGUCUGCAUGGAAGGCAUCAUUCAGCUGAAAGAGCUUCGGGAAGCUGCUCCAGAUGAGGUCAUAAAUUUGCGGCUCGCACUGGAACUUUUUGAGAAACACACGAUCGGGACAGCAAGGCAUGACCGGAUCCUUUUUCUUCGUGUACAGGAUCCCGAGACAUUUGACACCAUUGAUGUGUAUCUGGAUCUUCGCCGACACACCUUCCCACUCGGUCUGCUCCCAGGUAGUUUCGUGCGAUUUCGAAAACUAGCGAUCCGGCUAUCCAACAAUGGAUCAAUAUAUGGCCAAUCUAUUGCCGAAACAUCCAUUUCAAUCUCGAACCAAUCUAAAGUUGCUCACGCCCUGCCGGAAUCCUCCCACCCGAAAGUCUUGUUCAAGCUGGCUGCAUUUUGGGGUGGGGUCACUGCACAUCGCGCAUAUAUGCACGUGAAAUGCACGAUAACUUGUAUUUUGGAAGUAUCUCUUUGGUAUGCAUGCCUUUUAUGCCGAUCAAAGAUUGUCAGCCAAUCCUGUCCUAAUGAGUGUGCGCAAAUGCAUCAUUCUCUACAUGGGAAAGCACGUAUUUUUGUUGAGGAUGGAACGAGUGAAGCGUUGUUGUUGGUUGACGAUGUUGAUACGGUGCUUGCGCUCUUGCAAGCCAAGUCAGGUAAAUUGCGAGGGCAACUGGAGACUGUGAUACGCCGAACUGGUGAAGAGACAUUUGUUGCGAACCCUCCAUGGCUGGCCGAGGCGGGGGCUGAAGAGCCGAAUCAUGUCAUGAAGGAUAGGACGAAUGGCAUCCAAUCCCACCAGGGAUCUUUGGGUCCGUCAGAUGAUUCUGUCGACGACCUUUUUAGGUCAUGUUGCAAACGCCCGGAACUGCUCCGUGCAGUCAUAUUGCGCUGCAAGCGUGUAUCGAAGCGGGGGGGUGCAACAAAAUCUUUCAAUGAGCAGAACGAUUUGAGACGGAGGACGUUCAAAAGCAGCGACGGUGUACAUUUACCGACAGUUGCACAAGCUCGACUGAUCAUCCAGGCUACAGAUUUAGAAGAGGUGGAUGCGAAAGCAGAGGCGGCACGGCUGCUGGCAUUGUUGACUUGUGGAUAGCACGACAGUGCAGGCGGCGCUAGAAUUCGGUUUCUAAGAUUGCAGAGAAUGCUGGAUUGGACCUUUGUAUAUAAUAAUAAUGAUAAUAGAACCAUAAUGAUUAUUUUUUGUUCAUAACAAUUAAUACAGGG
This is a messenger RNA of Spizellomyces punctatus DAOM BR117, 3892 nucleotides long. RefSeq lists its product as uncharacterized. The coding region runs from base 21 to 3761 and encodes 1246 amino acids. The transcript has a single exon. Gene Ontology annotation, molecular function: single-stranded DNA binding; telomeric repeat DNA binding. The record is from RefSeq and is a predicted model, not a curated record. NCBI's taxonomy places the organism in Eukaryota, Fungi, Chytridiomycota, Chytridiomycetes, Spizellomycetales, Spizellomycetaceae. Gene Ontology annotation, cellular component: CST complex. Gene Ontology annotation, biological process: telomere maintenance via telomere lengthening; positive regulation of DNA replication.